Molecule: messenger RNA, 720 nt
Organism: Drosophila montana
Lineage: Eukaryota; Metazoa; Arthropoda; Insecta; Diptera; Drosophilidae
Product: involucrin-like
Exons: 3
Coding region: 200-490 (96 amino acids)
Source: RefSeq, a predicted model, not a curated record
UAAAAGGCAUUUUCACUAUGCAAAAAUUACAGUUUUAAUUGUUGCAUUCACUGAACAAUUUGAGCGAUCAUGAAAUACUUUUAUCCGAAAGUUGUUAUCCUGAUUAGCUUCGCGUUUUGCAUCAGUGGGUUGGUCCAUUACCAAAAAUUGGACAAAGGAGUGAACGGGUGUAGAACCAAAGGCGGCGCACCAGGAGGAGAUGCAGCAAAUGCACCUGGAGGAGCAAAUGCACCUGGAGGAGCAAAUGCACCUGGAGGAGCAAAUGCACCUGGAGCAGCAAAUGCACCUGGAGGAGCAAAUGCACCUGCAGCAGCAAAUGCACCUGGAGGAGAUGCUCAAGCAGCUCAACCAGCUCAACCAGGAGGCGAUGCAGAUGCAGGGGCAGCGGCAGGAGCAGAUGCAGGGGCAGCGGCAGGAGCAGAUGCAGGGGCAGCGGCAGGAGCAGAUGCAGGGGCAGCGGCAGGAGCAGAUGCUGCGGAACCUGCAGUAGCAGCGAGAGCUCCUCCCCCUGGAAUUGAGAUGCUAGUGGGUGGUACUCUUAAAGAUGAUUUAACAUGCGGAGUCUACGUAUGCCAAAAUACAGAAGGCGACGCUCUGAUUCACUAUUGUCAGAUACCAGCUCCUUUCGAAAUGUGCAACGGCGAUGGCGUCUCGACCGUCAUUCCAUUUCCUGAGUGCUGCUGGAAGUGCGUAACCUACGUCGCCUGUGUCAACGCAGCU